AUGAAAUUUGGUAAGACACUGUUGAAGUUACGGAUCCCAGAGUGGUCCCAUCUUUAUGUCAAUUAUAAAGUGUUGAAGAAGAUAUUGAAGGAGAUAACUAAAGUGCAAGAUGAUCUUUAUCAGCAGGAAAACAGUGCCAAUGGCGAAGGUGAUAAGCCGCUUUGGAAGAAAGAAGAAGAUGGUAUGACAUCAGAUAGGAAGACGUUUGCGGAGAACAAGAAAAUACAGCAACUGAUAAUAUCUUUCUUUUUCAAUCUGGAUAGAGACAUUGAGAAAGUUGAUUCCUUUUAUAACUCUCAAUUCUCUGAGUAUGAGAAGAGAUUGCAGAAAUUGCUACAAUCUAGCCAAUUCCAAGAUGUGACGUAUCUUAUCGAAAACAGAGAAGGAGAGAAAGAGCUUACUCCUGUUGGUAAUGGAUCUAUCCCACCUCGUUACGCGACACCCCACCACAUUGACGAUGUUAAUGAGGUAUAUAACAUCUUAUCAGAGCUGAAGACCCAAUUCAGGAACUUGAAAAAUUACAGUGAGUUGAAUAAAAGAGCGUUUGUUAAGAUUUUGAAGAAGUUUGAUAAGAUCACAGGGUUGAGCAGGAAGGAUAUCUUCUUGCAAAACAGAAUUUAUCCUUUGCCAUUCGCUAACGAGACACAGAUAUCCAAAGAUCUUGGGACUAUAAACGAAAUUUGGAGCAAAUUAUCAAGCAGAGUAGGUGUUAUUGGAGCUUUGAAUCCCAGUGUAGAUGAGUUACUACAAUCUACUGAAAACUUAAUCCCCCAGAUCAAACUCAAUGACUCUCCAAGUGUUAAAGGACAAGUUACUUCGAUUAAUGAUAUCACUCCUUUUAUUGAUGAGGACAAUGGCAAAGGAAUCAUUGCUCAAUUAAUACAACUGUAUGGUACUAUUACAGCCGUACCAACUAGAUCACUAAUAAACAUACUUAAUAAAAGUGCGUUAAAGAAAUCUUAUAACUGUGUGGAUUCUAUUUUAGAGGUUAUUCCAUCGUUUAACGAUGUGACAGAUAUCAACAACAGAAAUUUUUUUCAUCAUUUUAUUAUUUCAUUGAGUAAGAAGCUACCUUCCAAUGAUCAACAAGAAGAGAUUCCAUUCGUAUUGAAAAGUCAACCAUCCUUUGCUAAACCAACUGAAGAUGUUAUUUUAUCCUCUAACUUGGAGGUCAUUUACAAUACUUAUAUGAACCGUGGCACCACAGGCACUGUUCUCGAAAAACAAAAAUUAGACGAGAACUAUUUAGAUCCUUUCAGACAUAUAAUACAAAAAUUACCAGUAAGAUUGAGACCAUGCAUUUUACAGGUUGAUAAUUACUCCCGUACACCACUUCAUUAUGCAGCAAAAUUUGGCUUUACUGGUAUCGCAGCUGAAAUAAUUGAAAUGCUUAAAGCCUGGGGCUAUUGGAAAGAUGAUAUAUCGUUAGAUGAUAAAGAUUUUUGGGGAGAUUCUGAGGGACUUUCUCCUGUUCAUUUGGCUGUACUUGGUAGGAAUACUGACACAUUAAAAAUGCUUCUAGAUUCCAUGAACAACAAUCUGCUGUUGACAUCUCCUACUUUGUUAUUCUUAGCUAUUCAAACUAACGAGUUUGACUUAAUAAACACUAUCCUAUCCUCUAGUAGAAUUGAUAUCAAUUUUCAAGACGAACAAACCAAAGAAACUGCCCUAUAUCAGGCUGUUGCGGCGAAUUUAUUUGAAGCAACUGCAUGCUUACUGAUAAAUGGUGCUAGUACAGAAAUUAAAGAAAAACUUUUUGGUUGGACUCCACUAUUCAUUGGUGCAGCAGAGGGCUACUCUGAUAUAGUCAGACUACUGGUUAAUAAUGGUGCAAACAUAAACAUAUUAGAUGACGGAGGAUGGACGCCAAUGGAACAUGCAGUAUUGCGUGGACACCUAGAAGUCGCAAAAAUUGUUGAAGUUAAAGAUUGGCCAGAAGUCUGCCAUCCUGUCUACAAUUCAACAAAAAACCAAGACUCACAAAGUAGAGAUAACUCUGAAAUAAUAAAGGGCAACAGUAAUUCUAGUGAACAAAUGAAUGAUACAAAAGUGAAGCGUAUCAAAUCUUUUGGUCAUAGCUAUCUGAAAGAGGAAGAAGCAAUAAUGCUGAUUACUUUAGGUGGAACUGACACAAGAAUAACAACACCAGCAAUAUCAUUGAAUUUAAAGAAACUACUUCAGUCAGCGGACAUUGACACGGCUCUUUCACUAGUUAUCUCUUGUGAUGAUGAUGUAUCCUCUGUUCCAGUUGUAUUGGACUUGCCUUUAGAUGCCAGUAUGGCUAAUAUAAAUUUCAAAGUACCAUUCAAGGAUAAUGGAGUUUACACUGUCUUUUUUGACAUUGUGUACACUUAUGGUUCAUAUUCUCCAGACAAUGGAAAUUCCCUAGUCAGACCUAAUCUAGAUCGUAAUGCGUCUGUUGACUCUGUCAUUCUAUCAUCAGCCAGUGACAGAGAUCAAAACGAUUCACCUCCUCCUGUUGAGUAUUUGAAGGAUAGGUUAGUUGCAAGGGCAGUUGCACUUUUGAAUAAAACCAAUAGUGCUGCUGGUACAAACAGGCGUCUACUUAACGAUAACGUUACCAUUCCAAUUCAAUCUAAAUAUGGCAUGGAUUUGGUUGGGACAAUAUCGUUUGAGUAUUCGAUCGUCACUCCUUUUUCACAUCCAAAAAUGGGUGUGUAUGCUACUGACACUUAUUGGAAGUCUUUAGUUUCAACUAGGGUAAUUGGGCAUCGUGGUUUGGGGAAAAAUUAUCAAUCAAGUAAAUCCCUACAACUAGGUGAAAACACCGUUGAAUCAUUCAUAGCGGCUGCAUCUUUAGGUGCGUCAUAUGUUGAAUUUGAUGUACAAUUAACCAAAGAUAAUAUUCCUGUGGUAUACCAUGAUUUUUCAGUUGCAGAAACCGGUGUUGAUAUACCAAUGCAUGAACUUACAUUGGAGCAAUUUCUAGAUCUCAAUAAUUAUGGGGGGUCCAGGGAGCUUUUGAAGUCGAGGAGGAAAUCCAUGGAUGAUAGUGACUUCAAGAACUUAAAGAAAGAUUGGGAUCUUGGCGAACCAGAUGAUGGCCGAAAAUCUCCGUACUACCAAUCGAGAUCAAAAUUGAUGGAGGAGCGGAUGAAACUGACAAAAGCAUAUAAAAGUAAUAAUUACAAAGGCAAUUCUAGAGGGCAUUCUAUUGCAUCCUCAUUUGUCACAUUGAAAGAACUAUUCAAGAAGAUUCCUCAAAAUGUUGGAUUUAAUAUUGAAUGUAAAUAUCCAAUGUUGGAUGAAGCUGAAGCUGAAGAACUUGGCCAAAUUGCUCUUGAAAUGAACCAUUGGGUCGAUACCGUUCUACAAGUUGUAUAUGAUAAUUUUAAUGGUCGUGAUUUGAUAUUUUCGUCCUUCCAUCCAGAUAUAUGUGUCAUGCUGUCCUUGAAGCAGCCAAAUUUUCCUAUUUUGUAUCUAACAGAAUCAGGAACAACAAAAAUGGCUGACUAUAGAGCUAUUUCAUUGCAAAAUGCGAUAAAAUUUGCUAAAAGUUGGAAUCUAUUAGGUAUAGUAUCUGCAGCCUAUCCCAUAGUGAAAGCGCCAAGAUUGGCAAAAGUUGUAAAGUCUAACGGGUUAGUAUGUGUUACAUAUGGUGUUGAAAAUAAUGAUCCUAAUAAUGCGGCCAUAGAAAUAGAUGCUGGUGUUGAUGCAGUUAUUGUUGAUAGUGUUCUGGCGAUUAGGCGUGGUCUCACCAAAAUUCAAACUAAGUAG
This is a messenger RNA of Nakaseomyces glabratus, 3738 nucleotides long. RefSeq names its product glycerophosphocholine phosphodiesterase (gene GDE1). Lineage: Eukaryota; Fungi; Ascomycota; Saccharomycetes; Saccharomycetales; Saccharomycetaceae. The record is from RefSeq and is a predicted model, not a curated record. Gene Ontology annotation, biological process: glycerophospholipid catabolic process. Gene Ontology annotation, molecular function: glycerophosphocholine phosphodiesterase activity; protein binding.